This is a messenger RNA of Guillardia theta CCMP2712, 753 nucleotides long. RefSeq lists its product as hypothetical. The record is from RefSeq and is a predicted model, not a curated record. NCBI's taxonomy places the organism in Eukaryota, Cryptophyceae, Pyrenomonadales, Geminigeraceae. The coding region runs from base 1 to 753 and encodes 250 amino acids. The transcript is spliced from 9 exons.
AUGCACAAAGCCAGCCAGCUGAUGGCUGGGCUGCUUGUCACCAAGGCUGUUGGCGUCGGAGCAUUCACGGUUCCAGCCGGCGCACGGGUGGAGCAGGCGAAGGGGCCCGAGGACUUCACGGCGUUCCUGCAGGGAGUGACGAUGGAGGUGGACGACCUCGAGGAGGAGGCAGAGUUCUGGAUCAAAGGCCUCGGGAUGAGGGAGAUCAGGAAGAAUGCCAAGUCGGUGGUCGUGGGCACUGCCUCCUUCACCGACCUUCUCUCGCCCUCCGGGUACACCGUUCGUAUCUUCAUGAACAAGGACAAGAGCAACAUCCCAUACCCGAUCAAGUCCGUAUCGUUCAUGGCUGAGGACGUCCAGAAGUCGGCAGAAGCCUUGUCAAAGUCCCUUGGGAUGAAACCGGUUUCCUCCUUCCCAUUCCCCUUCAUCGGCGAUGGCGCCAAGUCCCUCCGGUUUCAAGACGAGAAUGUCGUCCUGCACAUCGAGAAGUUCCCCAAGGACUUGCAGCCUCCCAAGGACCUCCGGCAGUUCCGCCUCAACGUCCUCGCGGCUGACGCAGACGCCCUUGCAGCCUCCUGGGGUGCAGCCGGGGGGAAGACCUCAAAGGAUGACCAGAACCUGAGGCUGGGGGGGCUUGUUGGACAAGAUUUCGUGAUCCGGGAUGAGAAGGUUUUCACCGCCGAAGCAUCCAAGAGCGAGAUCCCUCCUCCUCCUCCUCCUCCCCCGGUGAAGGCUUCCAACCCGUCUCAGUAA